Rotaria sordida is the source of this 11271-nucleotide messenger RNA. The record is from the annotation of a GenBank genome assembly. NCBI's taxonomy places the organism in Eukaryota, Metazoa, Rotifera, Eurotatoria, Philodinida, Philodinidae.
AUGUUUGAAACAAUUAUAGCUUCAUUUAUCAAACGUUAUGUAUCACGCUAUAUUGAUAUUAAUGCUGAUCAAUUAUCUGCUCAACUUCUAUAUAAACAACAAAUUAUUAUUGAAAAUUUAACUUUAAAUAAAACAACAGUUAAUGAAGAUAUUCAUACAAUACUUAAAUUACCAAUAAAAAUUGAAUCAAUUCAUAUUGAUAAAAUUCAAUGUUCAUUUGUUUGGAGUUCAUUAUUUUUUCGUUCAUCAUCAGCUGCAAUGAUUAUUAAAAUUGAAGGUAUUCAUGCAGUUAUUAUAGAAAAUGAGAAUGAAUUUUUAAUAGAAACUAUUGAAGAAAAUAAUCAAAAUAAAAAACGUAAUCAACUUGAUUUAAUUGAACAACAAUUAGAAAAAGAAUUUGAAUGUUUUGGUGAAGUUAAAUCAUCAAGAUGGAAUAUUAAACGAUUAUUUAUGUCUUUUUUUGAGAAAUUACAAAUUGAAAUUAUUGAUAUACAUAUCAGUUAUAAAAAUUCUACAUUUUAUACAAUUGGAUUAACUUGUGAUUCAAUUCAAAUUUCAAACGAACCAUCGAAUGAAGCAAUUAGUCGACAAAUAUUUCGAAUAGUUAAUCCAGGUUUUUAUAUUGAUAUUAAUAAUCCUUCAACACAUUCCUAUAUUCUUUCUCCACCAAUUUCUAUGGAAAUUUAUCUCAUACAUAAUCAUUUUCUAAUUAAUCAAAAAGAAUAUUGUUAUGAAUUUCAAUGUACAUUCAAUGAUUUAAAUAUGAAAUGCAAUAAUGAACAAGUUCGUAUUUUAACUGAUAUUAUUCGUUCUAUUCAACAUACAAGUCUUCAUCGAAUGUUAAUCUCAGAUUCGAAUAGACCUCAUUCAAAGAUUUCUAAACAAACAGCUAAAGCUUGGUGGCGUUAUACUAUUUUAGCUGUUCUUCGAACACAAAUUGAUUCAAAAAAUUUGACUAUAAAUUUUUGGUUUGAUCGUUCUUUAUUAAUAUAUCGACUACAUCAAUUAAUAACGUAUAAACGUUUAUAUCGAGCAUAUCUCGAUAAGAAAUAUGGCAAAUAUUCAAAUUUUUCUUUUCAAGAUGAAUUAACAAUGAAUAAUAUUGAAAUAGAAUUUAAUAUAAAACAUCUUAUAAUUAUACGUCGUUCGAUUUUUCAAAUGCGAAUUAAUGAACAAUUAAAUGACAAAAAACAAGAAACAAUUGGAUGGUAUUCAAAUUAUGCUAAAUGGAUUACAUCAAAAGUAAUUGAAUUAUGGGAACGAAUGCUUACAUCAGAGAAUAUGAAUACUAAUUUAAAUGAAAAUGAUCUAAAAUUUCAAGAACAAGUAAAUACAUUUAUUGCAGAAUCAAUCGAAGAUGAAGAUCUAGCAGAAAAUUGUCAUAAUUCUCUUAUUUUUCGUUUUAAAUUUACACUUAAAUCAGUACAGAUCGAUCUUUUAUCAUCAAACAAUACUAUUCUUUUCAAUUUCUAUUUAAAAAAUUUAUCCUUAAUGACUGAAUUUCGAUUACGUCAUCAAUCGAUACUUACUUCUAUCUAUCUUGAAGAUUUAUAUCUACGUGAUCAAGAACAAAUAGAUAAAUUUUCUAAAAUGAUAUGUUCAAAAGAAAGAUCACAGCAAGAUGAAUCACAACAAGUACCUAUUUUUCAACUUACAUUUGAGAAGAAAAUCAAAUCAAAAAGUUUAAAACAAUCUAUAUAUUCAAUUGAUAUUCGUAGUUGUGGUCUUCGUAUAGUUUGUUGUCCAAAAUCUAUUGAACGAUUAUAUCAUUUUUAUCUUUCAGCUUUUAGUCAAUUUCCUCGAUCGUUAUCAUCAACUUUUUAUAAUUGGAAACAAAUUAAAAAUUAUGUAGUUCAAAAUUUGAUGUCAGUAUUGGAACCAAUCAUACCUACACAUAUUACUAAUAAUAAUAAAGUGAAAAAUUUUCAUCUACAAAAUUUCAAACAAAAUCAACAUCGAGAAAAGAAAAUAUUUCAUACAUAUAUAAAUAUAGGUGCUCCAGAAAUUAUCAUUCCUCUACUAUCACAUGAUACAUUAAUAAUUGAUCUGGGUUGCUUGAUAUUGACCAAUGAUUCUGAAAACAAAAGUGAUACUGUAACAUCAUUAAUAAACACUGCAUUUACUCAACAACAAUUUCAAGAGAAUGAUGAUGAGGCAUUUUUAACACCUGAUAGUUCACCUGAGGCAAUUGAUAAUCUAUCAGAAGUAGAAACAACAUUUUAUUCAAUCAAUAUAAUUCCAACAGAUCAAAUUGAUGAUCAUAUUGUUGAAUAUUCUACUUUAAAACUCUCAAUUAACGAUAUACAAAUUGGAUAUUCAACUGAUUUCUCGCAGAUAGUAGAAAGAUUUAGCGUUUACUUUGUUGUUCAACAUCGAGUAAACCAUUUAUGGCCAUUAGUCAAUAUUUCAGGUACAUUACAAAAGAUUAUUGUUCAUUUGAAUUCAGAAAAAAUUCAAAAUCUUUGUUGUACUAUCAAUCCUUGGAUUACAUUUAUCGACAAUUUUGUCACUAAAUCACAUUAUCAGUUAAAUAUUUGGCCUGUGUUAAACCUUCAUUUAGAUGAAAUAAAUAUUCUAUUAAAUGAUAAGUCUCAAAUUCUAUGUGAUAUUCAUAUACAAAAUAUUGAUCUAUCAUUAAUUAAUACAGAUCAUUCGAAAAAUUUAACUUUUAUUUUACAAACUUUGACAAUUUUCGAUUGUACACAAAAAAUUGGAGAGAACUAUGAAAUUUUACUAAAAACAAAUCAAGUUUUAAAUGUAAAUGAACCUUUUAUUCGUGCUAAUAUUAAUUUCUUGACAAAAUCUCAAAUUUCUGAAUGUAAUUCAAUAAUUGAUAUCAAUACAGAUAAGCUUGAUUUUGUUUUUAAUUCUAAAACAAUUUGUACAUUAGUCAAUUUUUUAUUGGAUAUCAAUCUUUUUUCUUGGAAUCGAACAAUAUUAAGAAGUAUGGAUAAUUUGAGCAAUUCUACAAUCUAUAAAAUAAAUGGUAAAUUUCGAGAAAUUAAUGUUCUCUUUAUUAAUAUAACACCAAACAUAUUACCAACUGAAGUUCAUGUACGAAAUAUCUCUUUAAACAUCUUAUUGAAUCCAUUUUCAAAAUUUGAAAUAACUCUUAGUGAUGUACAAAUUUUUAAUCAAUUAAAUACUUCACAACAAUCUUCCAAUGCUUUGAUUAUUGAUGAUGAACAAAUAAAUCUUAUUUUGGAUAUAAGUACUCAUUCAAACAAUCAUGAAGAAUCACAAAAUACAGCAUUACAUUUAUUAUUAAUAAAUACGAAUGACAACGAUUAUAAUUUAUCAAUAAAAAUUAUUUCUAUUUCUUAUUUUCAUUCACUUAAUAUGAUCUAUAAUAUUCAACAAAUUCUUAACUAUAUAAAUCAACAUUGUCAUUUGAUAGUAAAGCAAAAAGUUAAAAGCGAAAAUGAAAUCAUAUGGCUAUUCAAUCAUUUUACUCAUUUAAUAAAAUUUCCUAAUAAGUCAAUAAUCUCUUCACAUCAAUAUACUUUGAGUAUUGAUCUUCAUACAUUAACAGUUAUUUUUCCAAUGAAUAUUAUCAUACAACUUGAUAAGACUCAUAUCAAAAAUGGUCAUGAUCAAUCAUCAGACUAUGAAAUUAAUAUUGAUCGAAUAAAUUUACUUCCAAUGAAUUUCACUGAUGAAAUUCGAUCAAAAAUUAAAAUGAAUUAUAUUCAUCGUUCACAACAUUUAUUUUGGCAAUUUCUAGAAAAUAUUUCUAUGUCUGUCAAUCUUCAACUAUCUGAUGGAUCGAUAAUGAUUGAUUCAAAAUUAAUUUCUCCUCUUCGAAUAUUUCUUAGCCAAAAUCGAAUAAAAUAUGUAGAAGAAAUUCUAAAAGCAAUAUCUCCUCAUAAUACAACAUUAUUAUCUAAAUUCACUUUUCAUUUACUUUCAUUUCAAAUGAUUAUUAUCUUUCAAACUGAUCAUAAUUAUGAGUUAAUGACAAUAUGUGAAGCAAUUCUAGAUCAAUGUCAAAUAUCAUAUGAGCAAGAUUAUCCUUAUCAUAAAAGAAUUGCUCUUCAAUUUGAUUCUCUUCAAAUUAAAGAUCGUUUGAUAAAUUUUGAAGAAUAUCUUAUUGUAUUAAAAUUUCCAUCAUUGAUUGAACUAAAUAUUCAUCAAGUUGAUAAUCAACAUCAACAAUUCAAUGUCAAAUUUGGUAAAAUUAACAUAAAAUUUGUCAAAUUGACAUGGAUAAUAUUGUUAGAAAUAAUUGAAAUAUUUCAUAAUGAAAUUUUUUCAUCAAAAACUACUGAGAUUCAAAAUAAAGAACAACAUAUCAUGUCCAUUGUUGAUGAUUCAAUGGAUAUCUCAAUCAAUAUUGAUUCUAUUUCAUGUCUUUUUCAGGAUGAUAUAGUAUCACUUAUGAACAUUGAUCUUCAACGUUUUGUCAUUCAAAUUCAGACUUGUUCAAAACAAUCAGUAGUAUCAUUAAUUAUCAAUAGUCAACUUGGUUUCAUUUCUAUACAUGAUCUAUUAACUUCCAAUCAAUUUUAUAAUGAACGGCUUUGUACAACUGGUACGAAUGCAAUUGUCUUCAGUUUCACUACAAAAGAAAAUUCAGCAAAAAUUCUAGAUACUAAUUAUUCAAUUCAUCCUCAAUUACAUUUACGAUUAACAUCAAUUCAAUAUAUUCAUACACAAUAUUUUCUUCUUAAUCUUAUUGAUUUUUUAAAUCGUUUUCGACAGAAUGGAGAUUUCUAUAAUCGACUUCAAACGUUAGUUAUCAAACCAAUCAUUUCCAAUACGGUUCGACCAUUGAAUGAAAUUCUUUGGAAUACUGAAAUUGAAAAUAUGAUUCUUAUAUUACCUGAAGAUAUACUGAAAAAAUCAGUAUUCAUCUUUCAAUUAGAUUAUAUUAAUUUCAAUAAUCAUUUUCUCUUUCAAAACAAAUCGAAAAUAUCAAAUACUUUAAAAGAUCAAAUAAAAAAAGUUUCUCGACUCGAUUUCAUUUCAAUAGAAAUAAAAAAUAUUGAAUUUUAUUCUACAUAUUACUGUUUAUUCAAUGAAAAUAUUUCAACAUCUAUUCGUUUUUCAAAAUUUGGAUUUAGUCAUACGUACGGUGAACGUUUAUCUAUGGUUCGUGAACGAUUUCAUUUAAACAUAAAAAUAGAACAUAAUCUUGAUAAAUCAAUUAAUAAUACAUCACCAACAUAUAUCAUCAAAAUGAAUCUCUCAUCCAUUGAUAUUCUCUUCGAUUUAAAUCAAUAUCGUCUCAUACAAAAUAUUAUUGCUUCUAAUCUCAAUGAAGAAUCUACUAUUAUGAUAAACAAUCUAUUUAACUCUUUAUUAAUAGUAAAGAAUGAUGUUUAUGUUGAUUUUGCUGUCAUUAUUGAAAUUGAUCGUGUCGGAUUGGAAAUAUUCGUGUUUGAUAUUGAUUUGUUAUCAUUCAAUCAUCGUCGAUCGUUAGGUUAUUCUGGAUUAACAAAUCUUCAUAUUUCAUUCGAUCACUAUUUUAAUGGAAAUCAAUCCUUACAUCUUUUUGCUUCUACAAUUCAACUUCUGAAUACACAAAUUUCAAAUGGAAAUAUGAUCAUUUCAUUAUCGAUGCCUUCAAAUUCUAGUCAAAUUGAAAUUCAUCUAUCAAAAACAAAGCUUGACAAAAAAUGUACAAUAACAUUAAAUUCUGUACGUUUUCUAUUAGUUGUUGAUUGGUUACUUGAACUUAAUGAAUUUCUAAAUUCAUUCUAUGAACAACAAUCUACAAUUAAUACUAGUAUUUCAAUCAUAUCAUUCGAUAUCAAACUUGAUUUAAAUCAAUUUGAACUUGUAUUUGUUCCAAGUAUAAAAGAUCCAUAUGCUAAUGCACUCGUUUAUUCUAGUACAAUAAUUCUUCAUUAUAAAAAAGGAAUUCGACCAUUGGAAUGUUCAAUAACUGAUUUAACAUUUUUUACAUGUCAAAUUGGUUGUAUUGAUGAAACAACAAUGUCUAUCAUCGAACCCAUUGAUUGUUCCUUUAAUGUUUAUAUAUCGAAUGAAAUGCUUAAUGAACAAACAUGUAAACUUAAUAUUCCUAUAUUAAAUAUUCGUCUUUCAUAUUCGAAUAUUAAAAUAAUAUUAUCGUUGGUUAAUUUAAUAUACAAGCAAAUAUCUCAAGCAAAAACUCGAAAACCUUUAUUAACAUAUUUUACUGGAAUCAUUAUAUCACCUUUAAAAAAUUAUCAAUCAUCUGAAAAUAUAUUUUUAAAUAUAAAAUUUUUAAAAUUUAUUUGUGAUGAAAUAUGUUUAUGUCUUAUUGAUGAUUGUUUUGGUGUAAAUAUUCCUUUAUUGAAUAUCAAUUUAAAAUUUUUUAAUUUACAAACAAUUGAAAAUAGUGAUUCACAUCGUACAGAUCAAAGUGAAUUUCAAUUAAGUAUAUCAUAUUAUAAUCGAUUUCAAUCUGGAUUUGAACCAUUAAUUGAAAUAUGUCAAUUACAAAUGAUUUUUAGUAGAUCAUCAUCAUCGUCCAUUUCAUUAUUUAUUUCUUCGAAUGAAAUACUUAAUUUAAAUUUUACAAAAGCAAUGUAUCGUUUGUAUAAUACAAUUAAAACAAAUUGGCUAAUUGAUUAUCAAAAUUCGAAGAAUGAUAUUACAAUAAAUAUAUCGAAAAAAGAAAUUGGUUUUCAUCGUGUAAAACCAUUAGAUUCAUAUUGUUUUAAGAAUUUAACUGGUGUUCAAAUCAAAUUUCGUACAUGGAUAACAGUUGAACAACGAUUUACAAAUGAUGAAAAUAUUGUUGAUGAUAAUCAAACAAUUUCAUUUUGUUUUCCUACUCGUUCAUCUGAGUUAAAUAAGAAUAUAAAUCAACAUUCUAAAAUGAGAGCACGAACAAAUUCAAUUGUUGCAUCAUUAUUUCAAACUGAUCGUCGUCUAUUAAUUUCAAUCGAUGGUUGGCAAUGUUUACAACCAAUAUCAAUUGAUCGUAUUGGUAAAUUUUUUCGAUUAGCUAUUCCAUCCAAUCAUAAUCAAUUAGUUAAACCAAUUCUUGUUACUAUUGAUAUUGCUAUGACAGAUAAUUCAAUACGUUCAAUUACAGUAAAAUCUUCUAUCGAAAUACGUAAUCAACUAUUAACAUCAAUCGAUAUUCGAUUCGAAUGUAACUUCGAUUUAUCAUACGAAUUUUGUUUAGAACCAAAUGAAAUUCGUUCAUUACCUAUACAAUUUUGUUCAAUACUUAAACAAAUUCAAGUUCGACCUGCUAAUUUUGCUCUCGAUUAUUGUGAUGAUCCUAUUAAUUGGUUAGAAAUUGAAAAUGAAAAUACAAUAGGUGUACAAAGAAAUGAUAACAAAUCUAGUACUAGAAAAUCUUCAACAUUCGAAGAAAAUACAAUCAAUCGUCAGUCAUUUCUUCGUAGAUGUUCAAUCAAUGGAAAAGAAGCAGUUUAUUAUGUAUGUUUUCAAUCAAAACAAACUUGCCUUUUAACCUAUCAAGAUCAUACAUUUUCACUCUAUGAAUUAUCUAUUUUUCCACCGUUAACAAUUUAUAAUUUACUUCCAUGUACAUUAAAUUUUGAAAUACCAUCUCAUCCUCAAAAGUUUGAACUUAGUGCAUAUAAAUUUCACAAAGAACAUGUAUUAAAUAUCGCUCAAGGUAUAAAUAUUAUCUUUGCUACUAAUCUCUAUCAUAUGAAUAAACCAAUAUGUUUACCAUCAAUAAAUGAUCUUCAUCGUAUGAAAUAUACUCAUCAACGUAUUAUCUUCUAUGAUAAUAGUCAACGAGAAUUAAUUGUUGAUAUUACAAUUGUAUGUAUUGUUAAAUAUCGUCUAAAACUUUUUGUAUCUGUUCCCUAUGUCUUAUUAAAUAAGAGUGGUAUUCCAUUAAUAUUCAAAGAUAUAAAUUCACGAGUUGAAGCAGCUGGACAAAAUAAAGAAGAUGAAAUAGCAUUAAAUCGAGAACCAUUACUUUUUUCAUUCAAUGAUUCGAAUCGUAAUAAUACAUGCGUAAUGAGAGUAGGCACUGGUUUACAUCUUCAUCAAGAUGGACGUCCUCAAUGGUCACAACGAUUUAGUUUAGAACAUGGUUCUACUUAUCGACAAUUAAAAGUACGUUUAUCACGUAAUUCAUCUGAUUGGAAUUAUUCUAUUAGUAUUGAUGUUCAUUCUGGACAUGGUCAUUUGAAAAAGAAAACAAAAUUUAUUUUUUUCAAUGCACGUUAUAUUAUUUGUAAUCAAAGUUCAUAUGAUUUAUUGAUUGCACAACGACACAUAGUAGAUAAUACUUCUAAUUGGCUUCAUGUAUUACAACAUGCAAAUGUUGCUUAUCAUUGGCCACGUACUGAUAUUGAACAAUUAUUAUGCGUACGAGUUAUGGAUGAUGAUCAAUAUCCAUUGAUUCAUUGGUCGGGUGGUUUUCAAAUUGAUUCUAUUGAUGCAUUUCAUAUCAAUAUGAGAUAUGAAAAUGGUCAAUGCUUAAUACUUCGAGUACAAGUUAUUGAACGAAAUGGCACUUAUUUUGUUGUAUUUAUGGAUUCGAAUCAAAUGCCAGUUCCAUUUCGUAUUUAUAAUCGAUCUAAUGUACCGAUUCAAUUCUAUCAAACGGAAACUCGAGAAGAUCUAAGUCAUUUACGUACGAUAAUUCAACCACAUCAGUCAAUCGAUUAUGCUUGGGAUGAACCAACAUUUAAACCAACCAUUACUUGCUCAAUUAUAGAUGGUACUAAAGCAACCUAUGAUCUUCUUAAACUUGGUUCUGCCGAUGAUUUACACUAUCAAAAUUAUAUCUAUCUCACUUUUGAAGAAACAUUUCAUAGAGAAGACCUUACAGAAUUAUUAUCUACAACAAAUAAGGCUAACAAUAUAUCACAUUCUUCAUAUCAGCAGCUUGUCAUUGAAUAUAUCGAUGGUCGAUUAUUACUAUCAAAACUUCAAGAAAAUAAACGUUCACAAUUAUGGCAGAUGACAAGUAAUGGCCUAUUGAUUCAUGUAGGAUCAUCACCAUCAUCAUUUCAAGAUUCAAAUACGAAGAAAGAAUAUCUUGAUGAUAUUCGACAUGCAUUUGUCUUAGAUAUCAAAGAUUCAACUGAUAAUGUUUUAAGUCAUCUAAUGACACGUUCUAUGCCACUGAUAGUGAGACGUUAUGAUUCCAAACGAACAUUUACACAAACUUGGCAGUUUCUUGAUAAUGGUUGUUUGUGUAUGGCAAAUACACAGAUGUGUGUUCAAGUUUUUGGAGAAUUAAACGAAAAUAGUGAUGUAGUUCUUGGACCGAUUAUUGAGAAUAAAAAUUUGUUACCUGCAGCAACUAUGCAUAUUCGUUCUCAUCAACGUUAUAAAGGUUCUGGUGUUUUAUAUACACGUGUAAUUGCUGAUGGGCCCACAAAUGUGCUCGAAAUAGAUCAUAUAAAAACAACUGACUCGCCAAUUAUAACUACUAUCUUAUCAUCAUCAUCGACUAUUUAUCAUCUUGAUCUUCAUUUUCCAUUUGGUGUUGGUAUAUCUGUUGUAGGUUCGAUUGGUCAUGAAUCGGAAGAACUUAUAUAUGUUCUCGUUAAUAAUGUUCAUAUCGAAUAUAAUGAUAAAGAUCAUGAACAAUCAAUUGAAGCAACAAUCGAUACUCUUAUUAUUUCAAAUCAACUUUUAACAACAACAAAACCAUGUUUGCUCUAUGCAUCCUAUACUAAAGAUACAUCAACUCAAUCAGCUAUUCGUUUACAAGUAAAUUGGAAAAAAUUCAAUGCUAAUUUCAUUCUUCUUCGUAUUAUUCGUUAUCUUCGUCUUGAUCUCAAUUCAAUCGUAAUUCAACUCGAUGAACUUCUUUUAUGGAAAUUAAUCGAUUUUUUUGAUAUUGAAAUCUCAUCAUUAUCCGCAUUACUAUUUAAAGCUGCUGGUAUCGGUAAUAGUUCUAAUUCUGAUCGUAAAAUUGAUCUAAAUGUAAAUGAUUACGAUACGGAACGAAUUCUAUCAUUACUAACAUCAACACAUGCUACUCGAAUCUAUUUUAAUAAACUUUAUUUAUCACCUAUUAAUCUCAAGUUAAGUGUAUAUUGUAUUCAUUCAAAACGAUUGCUUCCAAUGCAUUUAUUAGCUAUUAAACGACGUGCAUCAUUUCCUCUUGUUCCUUUUGAAAAUGCUGAAAUAAAUUUAAGAACUUACGAACAAACACAUAUUUCUAAUACAUAUGAUUUUUUUCUAUUCUCAAUAAUGACACAUUAUGUUAAUGUUUGUACACGACAAAUAUUGAAAAUUGUAGGUAGUGUUGAUUUUCUUGGAAAUCCACUUGGAUUAAUUCAUGAUGUAACCAAUGGUUUAACUUGUCUUGUUGAUCAAGGUAGUGUAAGUGGUCUAGUUAAAAAUGUAACACAUGGUGUUGCUGAUUCAACAUCAAAAGUUACAGGUUCACUUUCACAUGGAUUGGGUAAACUUGUUUCGGAUAAUGAAACUGACAGUCGACGACAAGCUAUAGCAGAUCAUCGUCGAGGUUCAACACUUGGUCAUGCUAUUCGACAUGGAACAGUUGGUUUAGCUGCUGGAUUUUAUGGUGGAUUGACAUCAAUGAUUAAACAACCAUAUAAAGGUGUUGUUGAAGAAGGUGUUCCUGGACUUGUUAAAGGCGUUGCAAAAGGUAUUGUGGGAACAGUAAGUAAACCAAUGGUUGGUAUACUCGAUUUUACAAAUGAAAUGGCAACAGCUAUUAAAGAAGGUUCACGUUCAUCAAAUACAAAUUUGCAUAGUCGUACAAGGCCAAUACGAUGGCCAUCAAAUAGUUUAUGUCUACUUCAAUCUUAUUCAAUUUUUGAUGCUCAAGGUCAUUAUUUACUUUACAAAAUCAACAAAGGCAAUAUGACUGAACGAUAUAUUUCACGACUUACUCUUUCUACAAAACCAACCAAUACGUCAGAUAAACGAGUAGUGACUACAAAUAGUCACCGUAACAAAUUUACGUCAGAUCGAAGAGAUGCCUAUGUCGAUGCAAUGAUCACUACUCAACGUGUAAUUAUAUAUCAAAGAAUAGGUGAUGAACCUGAUAUAUUCAAAUUUGAAAUUAUUAAUAGUUACGAUUUCAGUACAUCAAUGACAGUUGUUCCUAUCGAAGAUGAUGAUGGUCAUACUUAUAUUCGAUUUCUCAUUGAUUCCAAUACUUCCACUCUGUCAAACAACACAUCGAACAUAUCUCACCAGUGUAUUCAUCGAUGUGAUACUCUUGACCAAGCCAAAUUGUUCAUCCACGAAGUACAACGAGCACAAGAGAUAUUUCAAGAAGAAAAAAUGAUUUAUGUGACAUCCGAUGAUGAAUACGACGAUAUUUAUAGUGAUAAUCUCAAUGAUCAACAAACUGAAUAA